ACCCCGAAAGCGCCAUCCGAUAAUUCCUGUUUUGCUGCGUCAGUGAACGUACGGGCGGGAUUGUCACAGAAGUCUUUCACGUUCUCUUUUUAACGUUUUACAAACUCAACAACAUCCGAAAAAAUGUCUCAGAGUCAGCCUCGCCAGAACUUCCACGAGGAAAGUGAAGCAGGGAUCAACCGACAGAUCAACAUGGAGCUGUACGCCUCGUACACAUACCAGUCCAUGGCUCUCUACUUCGAUCGGGACGAUGUGGCUUUGCCAGGAUUUCAUAAGUUCUUCAAGCACUCGUCUGACGAGGAACGUGAGCAUGCCGAGAAGUUGAUGAAAUACCAGAACAAGAGGGGAGGCCGUAUUGUGCUGCAAGACAUCAAGAAACCUGACCGUGAUGAGUGGGGAACAGGACUUGACGCCAUGCAGAUAGCCCUCCAACUGGAGAAAAGUGUCAACCAAUCCCUGCUUGACCUUCACAAGUUGGCAGAUGGUCACCGCGAUGCUCAGAUGUGUGAUUUCAUCGAGUCGGAAUUCCUUGAGGAGCAGGUUAAUGCCAUCAAGGAGAUUUCUGACCAUGUCACCCAGCUGAAGCGCGUGGGGGCAGGUCUGGGCGAGUAUGAGUAUGACAAACAACUCCAGAGCUGAACCAAUCUCCACAGCUGCCAGUCCAUGUUAUAAUCCGGCUCUAUUGCCCUGUGUUUCCAGUUUUGGACUUCUAUUGUGCAUUUAAAUUACUAACUCUGUUAUUUGACUGGCAUUUACUCAGUUUAUUGAUCAAAAAACAAAUAAAAAACUGUAAAACGUUA
Molecule: messenger RNA, 800 nt
Organism: Magallana angulata
Lineage: Eukaryota; Metazoa; Mollusca; Bivalvia; Ostreida; Ostreidae
Product: soma ferritin-like
Exons: 4
Coding region: 124-639 (171 amino acids)
Biological process (GO): intracellular iron ion homeostasis; iron ion transport
Cellular component (GO): cytoplasm
Molecular function (GO): ferric iron binding; ferrous iron binding
Source: RefSeq, a predicted model, not a curated record